Messenger RNA from Osmia bicornis bicornis, 11909 nucleotides. Its product is annotated as protein eva-1 homolog C. The transcript has 10 exons. Lineage: Eukaryota; Metazoa; Arthropoda; Insecta; Hymenoptera; Megachilidae. Gene Ontology annotation, molecular function: carbohydrate binding. The coding region runs from base 6911 to 8548 and encodes 545 amino acids. The record is from RefSeq and is a predicted model, not a curated record.
CUAAUUAUUUCUCCGUUUUCUACUUUUUUUCAGCUUCUAUAUUUCUCAUUUUUUUCCACCCACGUUUCUUAAUCUGUCUCUAAUUUCUUAUUUAUCCUGCUCGUUAAACGAACAGGAAAAUGAAAGCGACGUUACAAAUAAAAGGAUCCUUUCUUCCUUUUGAAAUAAGAUAUUAUAUAAGAAAAUGGGUUCAUAUUUCUGAAUGAAGACGAAAAUUACGGUUAUUUUCAUUUCUCUUCAUUUUUCAUUCGUACACUUGCUUCCGCAAAAACCUUUUACGUACAAAUACUAUCAAAUGCUUACAUGCCUCGCGUUUUUAUUUCUUUCACCGAUCAAGAAAGAUUAGGUUGUUUGUUCCGAUAAACGUGCUUUCAAAGAGAUCUGUUCGCAAUUAAGUUUUAAAUUGAAAUUAACUAUCGUUUGGGUCGGAAAACACCGCAGAGUUGUGCAAAAAUACUCAAGCUCUUUUUUUCGAAUGUUUGUUAAGGUUCUGUCCAUCGAUUUUUUCCCAUCAGGGGAUGGUUCGUCUUUCUUUUACCCUUUGAACCCCUUUAGAACACUUGACCCAUUUAUGCAACCGGUAUUCAUGUUAUGCCACGAAUAUUUACAUAAUGUUUCGCGGCACUUCAUAUUUUUAAAGAGCUCAACUUUGUUCCUCCUUCUCGGAACGGAAUACUUGUCUGCUCGUUAUAAAUUAUUUCUUUCUCUUUCGAGCAUCUAUUUUUUGAAGACACUAGACCGUCUUUUUAUUCAAAUAUUUGAGUUGAAAGAGAAGGAUUUUUAUCGUUGUUCAUAAGCGAUGAGAUCAAUGGCUCAAUUGGAAAUUGUAGCUAAUAAUUUCUCGUUAGGAAUAAUUGAUCCGACGCGAACUGAAUUUUGGAUUACCAGCUCGAUGGAUGCCAACCAUCCUUGUAAUCGGGCGGUAUUUGCGGAAAACUCAUGGCAUUUUGUACGGUAAAUCGUUGCACUAUUCCCGAGAAAUCAAGAGAAUUGCUCUUGAAUGAUUAUGAAAUAUUUUUGGAAAUUUCUACUGCAUUCUGUUUGCUGAAUGAGCACUUGAAAUAUAAAAGAAAAAGAGAAAUUAUAUUAUGUAAUUUCUCUAUUUGUUUUCUGGCUUAUUACUUCUGUUUCUUAGUAUAGAAAUUGCUUUCAAUUAAUAUUGCUUCUUGCCACAGGCGGCGUACUAUCUUCUUGUCACAGUGUCAUAAGCACCUCGAGGUAGACACACGUAGGCAGUUUAGUCUGUCGCGAAAUGUAGAAAUACAGUGCGAUACGAGCAUGGAUACGUGCCUUUACGUUUCCCUUAGAAACGUGAGCGUCUGAGGUACACGCGUGCACUUUGCGCCCUUCGUUUCACGUAUCGUCGAGGAGAUUCCACAUGGAAAUUUCUCAUGUAAUAUCGCAGCUCUCUGUGCACCGUAGCUGAUUUCCUUUUCGUGGAUUAACCAUCUCCGACAGAUAGGAAUUGUUGGUAAACGCAUCCCUUUGCCUUUGCGAAGGAGAACAUUCACUUAGUCUCUGUUAUUCGAGGCAUUGUGCAUUCUCUUGAGAGUAUGAUAACAUUCUGAACAGUAUCAGACUAACUCAUACUAAUGUAGAAUAAUUUUCAUUUGCUCUGACCUAUUUACUCGUAGGAUUUCUUACACUUUUCUGAUUAAAUCUUCGAAUAUUUAUCAAAAUGAAUUACUAAAUUUCUAAUCAAUAUGCGGUAAUAAGAUCGCUGUAAUUGCACUGAAAUACUGAAACAAAAUCAAUACAAGAUUCACAAAAGUCCAGACAUCACUUUCACGAUAUACUGCUUCAUUAUGAACCGCAAGCCUGCCAGUUUCUUUCAUUGAUAGACUUAAUUGGCGAGUUCUCGACUUGAGAGCAGAGAUCGGAACAAAGGGGACUCUGUUAAUGCUUAUGCAGCUGUGUCUCUCUUUUCUUUUCUUUCUCGUCUUAAAUCCAUAAAAACGAUCCGCGUACUUAAAACUUUACACCAUCGUACGCGACGAUCGCUAUUUCAUUUCUCUGCAGAACGAUUCAUCCGUAUAGAAAUUCAGUAGCGAAUUUUGCGUAUUACAGUACGCAUUGAACUUUAAUUGCACGCGGUGCAUCGCGCCGAUUACACAGUUCAAUUAUUCCACGGGAAUUCGACGAUAUUCCAGUUGAAUUGUCCUGUCGAAUGUUUACACCAGUUUGCAUAUUUCAGCAUGAAAUUCGCGGAUUUACUUGUUAAUCCGUUUACCAUUUGUUUAUUGUCUCUAAACCUUCUAUUUCUGCAUCAGAUUACAAAUUAAUUGAAGAGUAAUAAAAUUUUAUUUAACGCGUUCAAAUGAUGGUUUAUAGUUUGAUAGAAUGCUAUCUUGUAAAAGAGAAACAUUUAGCGACAGAUUUUCUUCGGAAUUACUGGGAAAUCCUUGGCGUUAACCAAAAGCAACACUGAGUGUCAGUCAUAAUGCCGGUGCAGACAGAUCGUUUGAGCCGUCAUAGCGGAAAAUUACAUAUUACCGCGGCACCGCAAUAAGCAAUUUGCCCGUUGGUACACGUAUUUCCAACGUACUUUGCCCACCCACACUCGGCCACUACUGCGAUCCACUUAGAGAUAUGCACAAAGCCGUAACGAACAGCGGGCAGGCUGAUAUUUAGCGGAAUUCUAUGCAUCUUCUCUGUUGGAAAACCAUUAUUAACGCCUUUUAAUCAUACAAGGUCCUUUGCAUCUCGUGUCAGAUAAAAAUAACACAUUUCUCGAGUAAGUAAUUGACAGUCGUUGAAUUGACAAAAACUGACACAUGGAUGGUUAUAAAUUCAGCGAUGUCGAAGGUGUGAAUCGUGUUCGAAUCGGGAAACGAAGUCGGUAAAGAGACAUAAAUCCUUAAGAAGCGUCACUUGGAAAAACCUAAUCCAUUUAAUCUCUCGAUGAAAAAUCGUUCCACCGCGAUGCUCGUUUCCCUUAUCGCAUUAUUAUUCCUUAUCCCAGAAUCGUAUGUGCGGGGAUGCGGGUGUGUGCAUGCCUCUUCCUGGACGAUUUCCAAAGUUUCAUCUACGCCAUGACUUAUGAUAGCGUUUCUCGUUUUUCUUCAACCAAACCAACGAACACACAUUGAAUUCCGAUAUAGUAUAUUUAUUCACCCAUUCUUACUCUCCUUUUGACAUUCAGUGAUAUGUAAAAUAAUGCACGGGUUAUAAAGAACAGGAAAUCUAUGCGAUUCCGCGUGAGCAAUAAAAAUAUAUUUCAUUUCAUUUUUCAGUCGAAAAUUAUGCAGGACAUUUGAUAUUGUAAUUCAUAAGAUUUCGGGUAAAUGUUUUGGGAUCUCCUGAAAUUUUUUCAUAUUUUCAUCGUUGAACAGAAUUAAAUUUACCAACAAUAUUACUUCCUCCGUCCAUUUGUCUACACCCACGCGCAACUAUUUUAUUCGGUGACAAUAAUUGAACACGGUAUAAAAAAGAAUGUGUGUAUUUUUAAAGCUUCCUGAAAAAUUCAUAUUAUUACAUUCUCUUCUUUGUCCUCGCGUUCAAAGAACUCUCAUACAAAAAAUAAAAGAUAUAAAAUUGUAUGAAACAUCCUGCAACGACUAUCCCUUUUUAUGCUUGCCACAAUUAUUUGUCAAAUUUCCAUCGUCCUCUUUCCUAUUCAUUCGUUCCUCUAACAAACUGGAAGCGACUCUUAGUCGAAACAACGCGUACAGGAAGCUGGUCGAUCUAUCCGUCUCUGCAGUGCUCGUUGCUCGAAUCAGUCGCGCAAUUUUUCAUCGCUGUAAAAACAAAUCGUUCUUAAAACGACGAUCCGCGUCGUUCACCCCGUUCGCUCGUCUUUCAUAAAUCUCGCAGCUGUUCCGACACCCUUUGUUUUCUUAGCUAAGUCAAGAGCCGUGUUCUCGGUUCACGGGUUCGCUACGGAUUCCAUUCUAAAACCGACCUCUUUCGAGCGAAAAUGUCCAUACGCCUUGCAUCGAACGAUUUAAAACAAUUCGGAGCGUGUGAUCCGGCCUCGUCUCGCGAGCAUUUUCUCGCUUCGCCUAAGAUGGGUUCCGUGUUUCUGUUUCGUUGAAAGAGACAAACGGCACCUAUCUCUCGAGCUGAAUGUAAUUGCGUUCCCGUGUAAUAGCUUACGAUAGAUUAUUCAUUUGUCGCGGGAAUCGUCGCUCGAGAAAAUCGCUUCGACGAUCAACAAAGCGGAAUUGCUUAGAAGGUUGUUCCAAUUCAGGAUUACGAUUUUCAUGGCUGAGUGAAUAGUAUCUGACAUGUGUGACGUGUACUAUCGAUCGAUCGAAAGAUUGUUCGGUGACGUAAAAAUAUUCAGUAUAAAUUAUUUGGUAGCUGUUUUACUUAUAAUUUAUUUAUAAUUCAUUUGAAAACAGCUGUGAAAUUUUCCCAGCUCGCCAAGUAAAUUGCAAUUAUCCUUCUCCUUAAUUAUCAAAACACUCAGCCACCCUUUGAAAGUUACGCGGUUCUCGGUUAAAACCGACAGUAUCGUCACCUCUUUCUCCUCAGCCAUUUAGAAAUUCCGGCCACCAGGAUCCGGCAGUUAUUCGAGAACCAACAGAGACGUCCGGGUAACCGGUACCCACAGAGUUUGCUAAUAUUAUUCAACGGGUAUAUGGGCUCCUCUCGCCUAUAACGUUCAGUAAAAGACUUGGGUUAAGAUUAUUCGGGAACACGUUUAAUCUUGUAAACGGCGCAUCGCGAGAGGAGCUCAUCCACGCCUGGAAAACGUUCCCGAAAACGCACACUUUCGUAUUAUUCGCGUGACGGAACAAACGCUGGCACGCUUGCGGGUAUUUCGUUGAGCGUUUAAGCGGAAUUCUGGCCGCACCGAAACGGUGCAAUUACGCGGAGAGGUUUAAUGGCGAGUGUAACGCGGGUAUUCAUCGAAAGGUACGAUAUUAUUAACGAAUGGAUAAUGACCGAUUAAAUUCGACGAUAUCGCGAUGAGUUUUUAUCUUGAUUCGUGUAAUUACGGGUCUUGGAAGGUUUCGGGAAUGAUUGAUUCGCGUGAGUCCGCCACGUGGGCGGCGAUGAUGCUUCCUGAUAAUUUUCGCUCAUCUCUUUUUAAGUAUAGCCUGUCUGGAAUAAGCUAUGUCUUUGAAAUGGUUAAAAAUAGAAAAAGUUAUUAUUCGAAAUAUUUUCUGGGCUUCUUUAUGCAAUCUGUUCUAAGUCUACUUCAGUCGCGAUCCUCUUGGUACGAGACAUGGUUGUUAUACUUAAGAGCUUUCAACUUUAUUAAAAAAUUUUAAUACAAACUUUGUGAUACCCUUCUACAGGCAUAGCAAAGUUUCGUCUAGGAGCUCGAUCCAUUUUCAAACGUGUACUUCUUUGUUACUAUAUGUAAUCGGUGCUUAAACCUACAAAUUUGAGUAAAAUCUAAUCUCUUAUGAAUACUAAUUUCAAUUUUGUGUAACAGUCAAAACUGUUAUCCUCCUCUUAUUUUAAUGUGCACUUCAUCUGAUGCACACGCUUCGUUUAAUAUAUAUUCAAAAUUUCCAACUUCAAUUCUCUCUGUAACCUAUUGUUUUCUGAAACAAGAGAAAAAAAGAGAAACCAUCCAAUUCAAUAUGUAGAAUCCCUGGCAGAGCCAACAGACUGGCGCUCUCCCAAUUCGUCCGACUAAUUAAUUAGCGUUAAUAUUCAUAGGGGCGUCCGCACAAAUGGGCUGCUUUAAAAACAAUUUAAUUAAUCUCCCUCGGGAGGGUGAAGCUUCUUUCACUCGUAACACCGUUCCAUCUUUCUCUUCCUUCUUUCGACGAGCAACCUUUCCAGGUGACAGGGGCUACUGCUACAAAUGUAAUUCAACUUAAUUCCCUCGGCGGGUCUGAACGUCCGCGACAGACGACAAAAUCUGUUUAAUCAGUUCCACUUACUGCUUGAUAAGGAAUUAAGGAACGUGCAGAGCAGCCGGCUUUACGCGAUCCCUGCGCUCUACGUAUUUGCGAUCUUCAUCUCCACUCCGUGCUAUUCGCUUUGUUUUACCUUCGAAUUAAUGUACGGCUCUAUUUGUUGGAGCAAUUUCCUUUUUCUUUCGCUCGCUGUCAGGGCUUUAGGGAUAUGGCGAGAAAAGUCUAUGAGGUUAGAGGUGAACGAACGACAAAGUCUUGACGCGUCAAGUUGUUUCGCUCUUUGAGCUCGAAGGGAUGACAGCGGAAAAAGGGGAUGGCGAACAUGGGGUUGAGAUUGAAUAGAAGAGAUAUUGAUAUCAUAGCGUGGUGAAGGGUAGACUUAAUAAAAGAAGGGAUUCAUUGUUAGUUAUCCGGCAUUAUUUUAUAUUUGAAAUCUUUAGAAAAUGAAACAGAAUCCCUUUUUUUCUUAAAAUACGUAAUUGGAAAGAAGCAUCACGAGUUCCAUAGCGGUUGAAGAGGUUUUCUUUUGACCACGAUAAAUCUUUUUAACGUUUCGUCGCUGCUGGCAAGUACAAUGAACAUUUGGAACUGGUACUCGGGCAUAGCUCCGUCAAUUCACGAUAUUUUUCAAACGAGAGAAAAUCGAUCGGCAAGGAUGACGAGGAGCUGCAUGGUGAGAGCCACUUCCGGCCUCUUCGCGAGAAGAAACGCGUCGCAAGCUAAGAGUUCCUGUCACUGUAAAACGUCUCUCGACGUGCCGCUGUAAAAUGUUUUCGCUUCGUAGAACGCUCUCGACCCGCAUACGCCGUUUUUCAGUCACUUUAUUCCUUACGUUUGCCAUUUUUCCGCCACGUUCAGAACGACCAGCUUUCGAAAGGUUCUGUGAGAGUGGUGAAGAAGAAUCAGCAGUUAAAAAGUAUUAGCACCUGGCCGAGUGCAGUUGAAAUAAUUGAAUACAGUUGUUAAAUUAGGCCUGCUUCCGAGGGUUUUCGAUGAAUCAGCAGACAAAAUGGAAAUCGAUCGCAUCGAUCUUUCGAAAACAGGUACCGUUGGGAGAUGGAAAAAUUCUAGGUACGAGCGUCCAGUGAGUUAUGAAAGUGGACGAAUAUUUGCGGACUGGCUGGAUAACUGCCUUGCUAUCAGGCACCUUGAAGACCUAUCAGCGUGCAGCAUGCGACGAAGAGUUGAUGAUGCUCAAAUGCCCACCGGGUACCAUGAUCUCUGUCGCCUUAGCUCAGUAUGGCAGAGCCGGGGCAAAUGGCACCGGCAGGUGUGGCGCGCUCGAUCCAUCCUUGCUGCUCCAUGACAAACAGACAAAUCAAACUUGCAUCUGGCCCCAGUCGCUACAGUACUCACUGUUACAGACGGUAGUGGAGCAAUGUCACAAGAAGAGGCAAUGCAAGUUCAACACCAGUCCAAAGACCUUUGAAGGCGAUCCGUGUCCUGGACUUCCGAAGUACAUCGAGGUCGCCUACAAAUGCCGUCCUUAUGAAUUCAGAAGCAAAGUAGCCUGCGAGAAUGAUCAUAUCAAUCUUGCCUGCCAUCCCGGACAAAGGGUUGCAAUUUUUAGUGCAUCAUUCGGUAGAACGGAAUAUGAAUCUCAUCAGUGUCCUCAACCACACGAUGUGAAGGAAGAAACGUGCAUCGCACCGCACGCGACGGAAAUCGUGAUAAAUAUGUGCCAUGGGAAACGACGUUGCACCGUGGUGGCGAACAGUUCGACGUUUGGCGAACCCUGCAGCCUAGAGAGCCGAACUUACUUAAAAAUCAUCUACACCUGUGUACCCCGUACGGUGUUACGAGAACAAUACGGGGGUGACGUGGAACCUGACGAAGUGAACUUGAUGCACGAAUUCGAGGAGGGCUUCGACAGGGCAGACUUUAGGGCUGAAUUCAGCCCGAGUCCAAAUCUUGAAGGACCACUUCCGCAACCAAGGGAUAACGUUUCCCGAAAUUUCCCAACGGUCAGCUCAUCUCCACCGCGUGCUCGAACGAACAACGAUGUGGACACACGAUCGAACAAGUUUAAGACACUCGGUGUAGGAGCGAAAGACUCGCCCUUAUCACCCACGAUUAAUCAAGGGACAAUAAUGUUCGACAACAACGUGGACAGUAGCGCUAGAGACGUACCCAGCAGUACCGUGUCACCGAUUAAUUGCACCACGGUUGUCUACGCCGUUCCUGAAGAGGAUCGUGUCGUUGUCGGAUAUAUCAAUGAAUGGAUCAAUGCCUAUUCAUUCAUAUCGAAGAAUCAGGAGAAAUUCUACCUCUACAUCAUAGUGUCGGUCACAGCUGGCAUUCUAAUCUUUCUGGGAUUGGUAAUUGGACGACUUCUUGUCAGCCGUCAUCGCGCGAAGAGAGAUGCAAAAUUUCACGCGAAUAACGAACCGCUUCCUAAUGGAUUUACCGAUGACAUUUCAGAGAUCGAUGCGGAUAUUGAUCUUACGACCGCUAUGCCAGUUCCCAUGCAAGACACGAGGAAUGAAAAUUUGAUUUUCAGAAUCCCAGAAACCCAACUAGCAGAGAGACUUCACGGCGAUCGUUAUUACGCGGACACGAGGAUACCCAUGUCACCCACGACGAUUCACCCCGCACCAGGUCACCACCCUGGUAAAACAGGCGUCAGGGUGGAUCUGGGUAACCAUAUGGUGGGCACUGACAGCCUACACACGAUUUUGCGCCCAGAAAACCCACGGAGCCUGAACACGAAAAGCUAUUAUUACGGCUGACAGGAGGAGGGGGGUGUCCCGCGCGAGGGACGACCCCCGUCCUUGAGCCCGGUACCGGAAGUGAGCACGCGGAAGUACUGCUUUUAAUCGAGAGUUUCUAAGGCACGAGCCACGAACGAAGCCGCUGUAAAGCACGUUCGAGAAUUAAGCGAUCCUCGCCCGUCGAUCGAUCGUUGUUUUCCUCGAGCGGAAGUUGAGUAAUCUUCGUCCUCGCGCCCGGUACCGGAAACAAGCACGUGGUGGUGAUGUUUUUCGUAUUUUCUUUCUAUUUCGCCAACUACUCGUAUUUCGUUAGCCUGUAAUUUAGUGGAUCCAAAAAUUAAUUGGAAAUUUAAUGAUCGAACACUGCGAUACCGGAAGUUCAUUUGAACGCAAGCAUACAAAAUCUGAUAUUUCUCUUAGCGAAAUCGUUUCAUGCGUGCCUAUGACCGACACCGGAAGUGAAUGAGAGCUUUAGACCAUCCGGUUCAAAAAUGUAACACGAGUGUCUGUAAAUACGGCUUCGGUGAGCUGGAGAAUUCGAUCGAUAAUUCUUCGACCACCGAUUGAAAAUUCUUAUUAAUUGUUGAAAAUGCUGUUGUUAUUAGAGGGUGGUAUUUUUAAGAUGAACUCGAAAUUCUGGGUAAAAAUAUAUUAGCAAAAGUUAAAUUGUAAAUGAAGAGAGAAAUAUUUUAUGCGUGUAAUGUUCGUACUGCGACCGGUACCGGAAGUGAGUCGUCAAGUCUGAGAAAGCGACUAUCAUUGUACCUAGAUUUUGAUAUCUAAACGAACGAUUCGCAUUAAAAAGACAAAAGCAAAUUUGAAGACACGAUCGAUGUUAUAGAAAAUUUGCACUUAAGCGAGUUUGUUAGAAAAUUUCCGAAUUAAAAAUAAGACACAAUUAAGUGAAAAUUAGUUACAUUUCAACGACGCGGGAUAGUUGUUUGUAAAGAAAGAAAAAUUGUCUAUAAUCGAUACAAUAAUUUCUAUUUUCUGAAGUCGGAUACUGGAGCGUUUUUAAAUUGUAAGAAUUCUUUAAUUAACCAAACUAAUUAUGAAUAAAAUAUAAUGAUCGAAUUGUACCAGUAACGACGUAGUAAAGUUAAAGGAAAAAUUAACACUGCCUGUUUAACGGUAAUAUUAACAAUAACAAAUUGAUAACCUACGUAUACGUACAAUAAUCUAUUGCCAAGUUAUGUUCUUUCUUUUUAACAAAAAUCACGCACAUGUUUCUUCGGUUGUUUGAAAGCUACAUAAAGAAAUGAUUUCUUGUCGAACGAUCAAGAAGACUGUCUGCAAAACUUACUGCCUAAUCGACGAGAAAACAAAAAUACGGGUCUUUUGUUACGAAUCAGAAUUUUCUGUUUCUCGCUCUUUCGUGGCACAAGUUAUCACGCUCAUCACGCUGCAUUAAUAUAAUCAUACUAAUCAACAGUAUCGCUCAAACUCCUCUCGAUUGAAAUCCAAUACACAGGAACAAGGUGUUAACGAUCAGAUAAAUUGAUUGACGAACGAAAACGACACGAUCGAACGAAACGAAUCGACGAUCGAUCGAUCUCAACAUAUAAUAAUCAUCUCACAGUCUCUAAACAAUUAGCACGUUAAACAAACGAUAAAAAAGAAUACGAGAAAAGUAGAAAACAGGUCGAUGGAGUAUCUAAUCCCGAUCGAUUCGGAUCGAUCGCGAUUAAAAAUCAUGUAAGUAGUCAUAAGUCCUGUGUGAACAGGAAAUCGGUUGAUCUCAACGAAGUUACAGCGGUUUUGUACUUCGACUACAGGUAUGCAAAUGAGAUGCACCGCGAAACGACUUUUAUAGAGAAACGAUCUGUAUGUAUAUCACGCUGUAAAUAGGAACAAUGUAAUUUACUGUAAGUGUUGAGAAAGUUAAUUGAAGAGAGUAAGAGAUAAGAGUGCAUGCGAGAGAGAGAUAGAAAGACAAUGUACCUAAAAAUAUUGAGAGUGUAACUUAAAUCGAAAGACGUUUCUUAUAGUCGUGAAUUACUUUCCGUGCCAUCGAUUUAUCGAUUCUACGACCAUUAAGUAGUUCUUUAACCCAACAUCAACGUUUUAUAGAAGUUCAUUUUUAAGCGGCUGUAAUUUUAGAUUAAUCGUUUCGUCGACCAUCAUUGUUAGCAGAUAAAUAAUGAUAACGUUUAUGCAUUAAUUCUAAGAGAAAAAGUUAUUAGUUCUAUGUAGAUUUUUAUAUUAGCUACGAUUCCGAGGCUCGUUUAUAAUUAAUUUUCUUUUCUACUAUUUCAUUAUUGUUAAGGUUUAACAGGAUUUUGUAAGAUUUUAACCCUUAAAUGACAAAUCAUUUCUCUAACUUUUGUUAUUGAAAUCGAAGAAAUCGAUUGAUAUUUAUUUUUACAAUUAAUUUAGAGACAGAUAUUUCUUUAAAUAUUCUCCCAAAGUAUCGCCUCAUUAAUUAACUGUUAUAUUAUACUAAUGAUAAUAACAUAGUUUAAGAUGCCCGUAAUUUAUUAUCUCCCAACUAUUUCUUUCCUCGUUAAGUUUUUAUUUUACUAUUUUCUUAAAAUCGAUGGACGCGUCCAAGAUAUGUACACUCGGUUAUUAAUAAUCUACCUUGGGUCCAAGAUGACCCAUGGGUAAUGGCUCAACAGAAUGAAAAUUGAAGAGAAACAAAGGUUGAGAUGUUAGAAUGUAUCGAGAUUGAAAGGGUUAAAUAUCGUUCGUAGAUUCACAUAACGCACCACGUAUUCAGUAAGCAUUCUGUUUUUAUAAAUAAACCUAAGCGUAUACCUGUACAAUACGUUAAUAGUGAAUAAUUAUUAUUAAUCAGUUUGUAAUUUAUUUUUAGUAUUUGAGCACUUUUCUACAUUUAACUUUACCAAAGAGACUAAUCUUUACUUUCUUCCUCAUUUAACGGUACGUGACUUUAAAUUUUAAUACUUAUUUCUUUUCUUUAAUAUAAAUGAUUUAAAAUCAAUAUUAUAUUAUAGAAAAUGAAUUAGAUGGUAUGUGAAUUAUUGUAAAUUACAAGGAUUACCAGGACAUCGUUUUCUAUAUUCCAUAAGCAAGAGUGAUCGACGUUUCCAUUAUUAUAUUUAAUACUAUGCAAUUUAUUAUUUAUUCGCACGUACCAUCGUAAAUAAUUAAGAAAGCAUGUAAAAUUGUACCAAAGGAAAAUUAUGAAUAUAAGUAAUUAAGGGGCUCGGAAUCGAAAUGAAGAUUUUUGUAAAUUUUAUUCCACUCAUGUUCGUUUCGAAAUGUUUCAUCAACGAACAUGAAAUCGUCAAAUCAAGAUAACAAUUAUCUGUAUCAUGAUCUGUAAUUUACGUUAUUAAUUUGCAUUCAUUAUUUAUUCGAUAAUAUUGUUCUACAUGAAUGUAAUUUUCCUAUAAUAUAUAACAAUUCACGCAUA